UUCAAUUAGAGAUAAGAUGCACAGGAUUGUGCAGUGAUAAUUUGAUUGAUGAAAUUUAAUAACAAUAUAAUUCUUCAUGAAGAAAGUGCGCUUUGAAAGCCCUGUGAAAACCUACGGAACCAUAACCAUGAGCGACUCCGAAUGCCAUUCCCCACGUCCAUUUAUUGAAAAACGAGCAGACAUUGGAAAUCCUGGUUUAUAUUAUAAUUAUCCAAAAUUAUUACCAUUUAGCUUGGAUCCAGUAAAAAGGUUUGAAAAUAGUAAUAGUACACCAUAUCCUCUUAUACAAAAGACUACAGUGGGAAGCAAUAAAAUCCAUGGAGACCAAUGGUCACCCUCAAACGAUUUGGAACUGAGUAUGCUUGACACAUCCAUUCAUGAACCCAGGCCGCCUGUACUGCGGAAGCCAUACAAAGGUACACCGGUUGAUACUAACGUUGAUAUGAAUGGUAAGGGACAAAAUGUACCUGAAAGCAUGCAAGUUUUGACAUCACUUGAAAAUACUACUUUAAAAAAUCCUUCAAGUCAAAUCAGUGAACAUAAUAGUUUUUUUUUAAAACGUGGUAAUAUGAAUGCAAUGCAGUACUCAACAGAUCCUCUGCAAAAACAUUUCAAUGUUUUAAAUAUUGAUAAAGAAAAUAACCCUGUGGUAAGAAAAAUGGAAUUAAACAAAGUUGGUCUUCCUAAUAAUGGUGUAUUUAAAAAUCAUAUUGAUAUUACCACACCAUCUACAGAUAACAGUACUAUUAAUGUUGACAAGGGUUAUGACUGCAGAUGUCAUCAUUGCUACAAAAUUUUAAAGAAUAAAAAUUACUGUUCUAUGAAACACCCUAAUGAAAUAAUUUCAAAUAAAUGUCAAUCCAUGCAUUCAAAAGCUCAACAGUUUUGUGCUUGUAUAGCUCAGGCUUAUUCUCCUCCUAGUUGUACUCAUUGCAAUCACCAUGUUCUAUUGAAUCAACAGACUACAUAUAAUUGCAACAGUAAAGAAGAAUUGAAAAAAAUACCCCAAAAUAUGGUUGAUAAAAAAACAUGGGCAAUAGAGAAGUAUGAACAAGACAAUGCUAAAAGUAUAGAGGUUGAAAAGCCUGUUAAUUCAAAGGAGAAAAGAGAGCCAACUGUUUCAGAUUUGUUUAAAAUUAUUAAACUGCAGAAUGAGCAAUUACAGUUACUACAAGAGAAAGUUGACAGAUUUAUUUCUAUCAGUAAGACACCAAAUAUUCCAAUUGAAAGUUGUGCAUCUGAACAUGUUGCUCUUGAGUCUAUUGACCAUGAACAGCACAAAAUAUCCAUUGGAGUUAUGACAAGUUUUGAAAUGGUGAGAACUUCCACGGUAAUUAACAAAGAGGUUGUCAAACAAAUGUGUGAAAAUGCUCAAAUACAAUGCAACAGAUCCCAAAUAAGCAUUAAAGAAGUAAUUGCAAAAUCAAAACCUGUCAACCAGAAUUUUUUGGAGGGCAUAACUCCUAUUACAAGGACAGUUCAGGUUGAAAGAGAUGACACACAGCUUAGAAAUGCACCUAAUGUCCCACCUGAACAUGCCAUUGAAGAAAAAACAUUGAAUGAUUUAAGUUUACACAAUAUCUGUGUGGAUAAUGCAAUUACUCCUCUCAUUUCUCCUGACCAAACAUUAUAUUUAGAUGUAAGAGAUUACAGUGAAUCUGAGUGUGGCAGUAAUGACCAAUCCAAUGCAGGAUGGACAUAUUACAAUAAAGUAAUGACACAUGUGAAUGGAAUGUUACAAGAUUCAGACAUGCCAUCAUCUGCUAGUGCAAUGUAUAGAAAUACAAGACAACAAUGUCUUCAAAUGCAAAUUGACAAAACAAAUGUUAGUGUCACAAAAAGAGUAAAAUUUGGAGAUGACCCACUUGGUAUAAACCAACCACAUAUUUAUGCUGCAUCUACUGACACAAGUUUAAAAAUGAACCAACUUGCAGCUAAGUAUCUGAAAGCAGGAGCUCAGACAUUAAUACCUCAACCAACAAUAUCAGCAACUAAGACCACUGUACCAAUUGACAUGUCUUUUGCCACAAGGAAUUACAUGGAGAGACAUAAGUUAUUACAAGGUUCAUCAGGAGUACCAGCUAAACAACCAUUAACAACUGAUAUACCAAAAUUUUUAGACAUAACUGCUUUAAAGCAACAAACAAAGUUAUUAUAAAUUAAACUAUUAUAAAUUGUGAAUGAAAUGAGUACGAAAUAAUUCUGAACAGACAUUUAUUUAAACUUCAGAGAAAAUAACAGUGAGUAAAAUACUAAAUUGUAUAGGUAUAAUUUUAUCAUCUGUUUUUGGAACAGCCAACAUUGAUUAUAAUUAUGUUUAGUAUCUUUUAAUUAUACAAUUCUGACUACAUUUUUUAAUAUAUGGUAUUAUUAUAAUUGUUUUAUUUUUGUUUUGAAUAUCACAUUUUUGUGAAAUGAAAUAUAUUAUACAUAAAGUGUAGUAAUUAUAGGCCCAUCAACAAUACCCGACUUUUUUAUCAAUAUUGAACAUUAUAUAAUAUAUGAUUUAAUUCAUUUUUAGAGGUAUUUAAGAUUCAUACUAAUUGUACUUAUUUAACAUUGGGAAACACAAUUUCAACAAGAUAUAUUUAUUUGGGAAAUCAUAUAAUAUACGAAAAGUUGUUGUUUAGUUGUAGUCGAUAUACCAAACCAGUCAGUGUCUUCAAGAGUACAUAAAACAAAUUGUCGUAUACAUAAUAUAUAUUAAACCGCGAAAUAUACAUCUAUAACCGUCACCUAUAUUCACGGACAUACCCCUGACGUGUUGCCCUUUCUGAGGUCUAAGGUGCUAUGCAGCUAUAAUCUCGCUUUUCAGGCUCGCACCAUAUAAAGAAAAUUGCUUAGUAGAAGAAAUCAGCGAAACAUUUAUUAGGCAAUACAAUUUAGUUUAUAGGUUACAUCUAUGAAGUUAUGUAGUUUUAGAAACCAAUUCCAGUAUACAGAGAGGGGUAUUGAUGUAUAUUUCGGAAUAUGUAUUUUAAAAUAUAAAAAUAUUUUUAAGUUAUAUGUUAUACCACUAGCGUGUUAUGAAUGAAUGAUUAAAAAUAUUUUUAUAUAUCUAUUAUUGUACAUAUGUAAUUGGACUCUGGUUCGGUAUAGUCAACCAUUACGGUUAAUCCUAUAUGUAACAUCUACAUUUUCUAGUUGUUGAUUUCGCAUAAGCAAGUGUGAUUGAAACAAAUUCUCUUGUAAUCUACUGAGUAAGUACAUUAAUUUUAUUAUAUAAUAGUGUUUAAGACUUGAAAAUUAUUUUGGUUCUCGGCAAAAACAAUAUCUACAUUAUUAAUAAGUAGUAAUAUUCAACUAUCCCAAUAUUACACAAUUCAUUUCACCAUUGUUUAAUGUAUAUAGAUAAAACACGUUUUACUUAUAUUCACAUAUAUUUUUUUCGAGUCAUUGCAUUGCAUUGCACGAACUUCUUAUUCUUUUUCUAUUUCGUUAAACACCUGUUCGUCUAUACAUAUACUAAAAUUGGACAUCUAUAUAACUUUUAAAGUAUUACAUACUUAUUAGAAUAUUAGAAGUAGGUAUUUUUUAUUAUUCUAAUAUCUAUUUAAACUGCAAAUCCAUUGUUUAUCAAUAAACAGUUCUUAAAACUAUCAGUUUGGUUCUUUUCUUCUUUGGUAGAUUUACAUAUUCCGUUACACAACAUCGAUACAUAUAAAGGCUAGCCCGGCAGCUGUAUAAUGUAGUUCCAUACACAGAAAGUACUAGAUUUUCUAGAAUAAUAUAGAACUUAUUUCCGCCUACGGUCAUCUGUAUAUACGCAUAUAAUUUUCUGAGUAGGUACAAAAUUUAGACUAACUGUGGGAGUACUUAAAAAAUAUAUUUAUUACUAUGAACUCAACUGUGCUAAUUUAUUGCUGUGCGAUCAAAAUAGGUUUUAAAUCCUAAAUAGAAACCGAAUUUUAUCUCUAGAUUCAGUUUUGGUAAAAGUUUUCUUUUGAGAUUGUGUUCUACGAUUUUUAAAGUAUCUUUUCUUAUCUUUAUAGCUAAAUAAUUUUAAAGAAACGUCGUUAUGAGUUACAUGUUUACUCAAAAUACAUUUUGUGUAGGAUUUUUCGGAUCCGUUAUUACACAUUAAAAUCAUCAUGUUGACAUUAGAAGUUUCUAAAAUUAUUUCAGUGUGAGUAGUUCUGUGUACGCAACUAUACUACAGCAUGCAAAUAGUAGGCACAACCGUAACAUCCACUAUUCUAUCGUAACAUGAAGAACUGGUGAACGAUUAUAAAUCCAUAGGUACCUAGACAUAAUAACCUUUUUUAUUACCUAGAUGCAAAUGAAAUAAAAACAUUAAAAUAUCGAAAUUAACUUAACGUCGAAAGACAUGUACUUACUAUACUUGUAUUGAAAUCGUAACCGGAUAAAUAUGUUACUUAAAUUAAAUACAUCGUCAGACAUACAAGCCUUAUUGUUUUAAUUGAUACAAAAAUAUAUUGAAGUGAGGUAAACUGCAUAAAAAUCCUUUUUUUCGGAUUGUUUAUAUGUUAUUGUACAGAUUCUUCAAACCCACGGUUUCGUCUCAAUAAUUAAAAUAUUUUUAUCGUAGGUACCUAUUGACUUUCUACAUUUUCAUAUUUCAUCUCAUAUGCGAUGUGCAGACCCCUGAUUUGACAGCUAUCAGUCAGUAUCCCUAUCUAAACACGACACCUACUGCAUCGUCCCAUUUUCGCAUUAGGUUCUAUCAAUAGUACCUAUCCCUCAUUCUAUCCAAAUACCUAGUCAUAAAAGGGUAUUUACCAAACUUAAUAUUUAUUUAAAAUCGUUCACCAUUUUACGGGUACUCAUAUAGUCUGUAUCAGAAGGAAACAGUAACUACUUAUGUUUAAUAUUUAUACUACAUAAUAUUUACAUUGAAGUUAAAAUUUGUAUUAACACUUAAAUAAGGUUUCAAUUCUCUUGCAUCGCAAAAUAUUACAGUUUUAUAUUAUUAAAAUCUAGAAAGAUAACCAAAUACUUGGAUGGCACUUCUUUUCUGGUGUCGAAUAGACAUUAAACAGAUAAAACGAUAGAACCUUAUUUUGUAACGCUAAAAAGACUAUUUUACAUCACUUUUUGUCUUACAUGUCGCUCUUUAUGUAGAACGUUCGAUUAUGAGUUUGUUUAUAAUCUAGUUACUUAAAUAGUUAUAAUAAUAUUUAUAUAUAAACUUCAGUAUAAUAAUAUACUCCAAUUAUAAUAGUAAGGAGCUGUGGUAAUUGUAGUAGGCAUAGGUACUUAGCGCGCUGUUCCUAGAUUGGGUAUUUUUAUGAUAAAAAAUCUGAAAAACCAUUUAGCAAAAAUUUCUGGAGUAAAUGACAAUGUAAUAUGUAGUUAUAAUUGUAAUUUAUCCACAAUCAAUACUAUUGUGGAAUGCUGUGAGCCUUUUAAAGAACUUUCAUUUUUCAUCAUUUUUAUUCAUAGGUACCUAAUGAAAUAGAGAUAAUAUAAUUUAUUUAUGUAUAUUAUAUAAAUAUUUAUAUAUUUGUGAAUUAAAAUUUGAUGUUAGGUAGUAAAUAGUAGUUACAAAUUGAGAGAUAAUUUUCAAAUUAUCAAUGAAUACUAAAUAUGAGCGUCAUGUAUUUUAAAACAAAUGUGGCAGGGGCGAGCUUACUAUCAUCUCUCUCAGAUUAAUUAGAAUUAUUAGCAUUAUUAAUAAUAAUUAAUGGCAUACAUGAAUACACUCCUAAUUAAUAAAUAAUUUUGAACUCCAGAGUUGUAAACUGCUAGGCCACAAAACUAUCGUAAAAUAAUACUUGUGAUUAAAAUAUUCAAUAAAUAAAUAUACUUUUAUACCUAUGUAUAUAAAUAAUUUCCAUAAUUUGUUACAACAAUUCUGAAUACGUUGUAUAUAAUUUUUUCACUACACAUCAGCCAUUUAUCACAUUUUUUCCAGUAAUCAUUCAUAAAGGUAUAAUAUCCAUUCAUAUCUACAAGAACACUUACACUAUAUAAUCUGACUACAAACAGCAAUAUUUAUACCAUUGAGGUAUCAGAUACCUACGAAUCAUAGAGUAGAUACAAAGAGGAGGCCGCUUAAACAAAUAGGGAUAGUCAUUGCAUGAGACUAGUUAAGAUUCUUUAAUCGACGAAAAUUUAAUUGAAACUUAAUAAUUUAGAUUAUUUUCCAGAGUAAUUAUAAUACAUGAAGUUUUGUUCACAUCCAACAAUGAUUUGCUAAUGUAAUUUUAUCAAUAUUAUUGCCAUUUUAUUUCGAUCAUGCCUUUUAGAAGCGAAUUUAAUGCUUUAAUCGUUUCAACUAUGUCAUGUUAUAUAUGUAUUAUUCAUUAUAGUACAAUUACUUGCUAUCUCUUUGUAUUAACUCUAUGCCACUAUCGUACUAAAGAAGAUACCUACUGAAUAUCUACUCAAACAACUUGCACCAUGUAGAAAAUAAAAAUAAUUCCGUUUUGCAUUAAUUUACAUUUCUUGCAUCUAUCUUAAUACAAAUCAAGUAUUUCGUUUACUGAACUUAUUUUAUGUAUCCGUGACUACAUAAAAUGUGGUGAUAUAGCCGCAGUUGAUUGGGACAGCAAUGGCAUGCGCGAUAUCUUCUCUAGUACUUUAGUAUACCUUAAUAGACUAGUACAUCAUAUAAGAUAUCAACAUAUAAUUAUAAUCUAUAUAUUAUCUCAUUUAAAAAUUGUGCACCUGGUUCCAUUUCCUUUAAUAAUAGGCAAGUAACAGGGUAUAUGCCAACUAUUUUAUACUAUACUUAUAUACAAUUAAAACAGAAAUUCUUUCCCGUAGUGAGGUAGACGCAGCAUAGUAAAAUUACAUCAUCCACGUCAUCUUCCUGCUCUUGUCUCAUUUAUAA
Molecule: messenger RNA, 6796 nt
Organism: Achroia grisella
Lineage: Eukaryota; Metazoa; Arthropoda; Insecta; Lepidoptera; Pyralidae
Exons: 5
Coding region: 77-2158 (693 amino acids)
Source: RefSeq, a predicted model, not a curated record